Molecule: messenger RNA, 2040 nt
Organism: Marchantia polymorpha subsp. ruderalis
Lineage: Eukaryota; Viridiplantae; Streptophyta; Marchantiopsida; Marchantiales; Marchantiaceae
Source: the annotation of a GenBank genome assembly
CGCGGAGGUUGACUGUCGACGACUUGUGGCAGUCUCACUCUCGUAUCACAAUCACGAGCCCUCGCUCUGCCAUCCUACUUCGCAAGAGUGGCUCCGAAGCUACUCAGGCCAUCGACUGCUCCUUCCUUUCCCUUCUGAGCAGCCAAUCAGCUCGUCUCACUUCCACCUACCAACUGUCCACGCCAGGGAGCUUUGUCAUGCCUGUGUCAACGCAUUUCUCAAGUGCAAGAGGCCCGUCAUCGGUGGUAGAAGCAGCAAGCGCGAGAGCAGCACUCGGGAGUUCAUUUUAAGCUUGGUGCCUCCGGGUAAAAAGGCGAGGGAGCUUAAGGAGUUUAUUGCGCUGACUUGGAUGUCGUCUUCCGCCCCGAAGGUGGUGUUAUGGUAGUUGUCAUCCGAGAAGCAUUUAAGUUUUGUUGGAGAGAAGUCAAAAUAGAAGAAUUCUUCAGUCAGGUUCCGGCAGUGCAUGGGAAGCUGUGGCCACUUUCCAACCCACCGCACACCUUGCUCGUCAGUAUUUUCAGAACUGAUUCAGGGCCUUCUUCUUUUCCCUUUCUUCUUGCCUGAGCUGAAGAGAGUAUAGAUAGCUCGUCUCGAAGAGGAGCAGUGACACUUCUGUUCAGAUCUCUGAAGGAACUCUUGUGAAGGAGCGGAGCUAAUUUCUGUGAGUUCAUAGAGAAGAGCACAAUGGGCCAUUCAGGCAUCAUGGUGCUGAGUUCUCUCGUGCUCCUGCUGCCAUUCUUAAGUGUAGUACACGCAGAUUACUGCACGAACUCUUUGGCGAAGAAGACUUGCCCCAGCCUUGCCACUGUCGAUUCUCUCGACUUGUCAGCCUACUCCGGCACGUGGUACGAGAUCGGAAGCACUGCUAACUUCAAGAACACACUCGAGGCGGGAGGAACAUGUGCUGUUGCCAAGUACAGCUCGAGUGACAAGGAGAACGAGCUCAAGGUCGAGAACAGUCACUAUUUGUCUGCAAAGGCCGGGACUGUGGUUGCUGUAGGUGGAAUCUCCGGCUCAUGCUCUCUAGUCUGCCAGAGCGCGCGAGCUGUCUGCUCUCAGGUGAACAUUGGUGAUUCUCUUCUCAGGGAGGGCAUCUCUAAGGUGUGGAAGCUGAAAAACAGUAUCGAAGGAUCUUACUCCAGUGAGGCAGGCUCCGUGUCCUCUGCGAAUGCUAAGAUUGAAGCUGCCGCUAAUGAAAUUGCUCCCAAGGUCGACACUCUGGCAAAGUACGUGAGCCAGAUUCAGUCUUCCAACUCCAUUCUGAGUCAGACAGAUGGAAGCGCGGACGCUUCCUCAACUGUAGGAUCCAUGAAGGCCACUAUCACUUUGGCCUCUGAGCAAGUGAAGUCUUUGGACGCCUCGUUCAAGGUUAUGAGCGAUGCCCAGCUCGAGCUGAUCAAUGUAGCUGCAACCCUCUUCAAGAAGGGAGGCGAUGGUAUCGGGCCUUCGUUCACUCUCACUGACGCAGCUACUCAAGUUCUGGGAGGCCUGACCAGCAUCAAGGCCCAGGUCACAGCAAUGACGGCUGCCUUCGAAGUGUCCUCCAAAGCUGCUAGUGCUGUUCUUGAGGACAAGACCAAGGCCUACUACAACAUUUCCAAGGCAAUGGGCAAGGCUGUUCGCAAUGGUUCUUCCGGUGGCAAACUCAGUGUUUCAUUCGAUCCUGUAUCUGAGAAACUGUUCCCAGGAAAAUACUGGAUCUUGGCAGUGAACGGAGAGGGCAGCAAGUACAAUGCUGCUCUUGUUUACAGCUGCAUGGAGGUGCUCACGGGCGGGACUGAAGAGACUAUGUGGAUACUGUCCAGAAGUCCUGAGCUUGACGAUGCCACCACAAAUGCCUUGUUGUCUAAAGCCACCUCCAUGGGUGUCGACCAAGAUUGUAAUGCUCCAUUCGUUCGCACUGUUCGCACGUCUAAGUGCCCAGCUUAGAAUUGCUGUAUAUAGAAUAUACAUGCGGGAAGUGAAGAAUUUGUGAAAUUCUUUCAAUCUGUGUAACUGAGGCCCCUCUCUUAGCCAGAACUUGAAUAAUAAAUUAUAAAU